AUGGAAGAAAUAUUUAAUUUAACAAGUGGCAGCUUGGAUCAAAUCGAUCAAAGUAAAACGGAAAUCCACAGUCAUGAAAAUGAUCCUUCCUAUUAUGCUUCAUCUUCUCAUCCUCGAAAUAAUAUUCCUCACACAAAUUUAAUUCAUCAACAAGAACAUCCAUCAAGCCACAUUCUCGAAAAAAGGAAAGAAUUAUUAGAAUAUGAUCCGGAGCAAAUCAGAGAAGAGCUUUCAAAAGAUGAAAAUGGAUAUCAAAAGAAGCGAUGUGAAUUAAUUGUGGAUGUACUGUCUAGAUUAAUACAUGGUAUUGGCUUCGAUAUCGAAACACAGAUUAAAUUUAUGGAUAAAUUCAUCGAAGAUACUCAGUUGUUUUUAGAGAAAAUGAGAAAAACGAACGAAAAAACAAAAGAAAUUAUUUUCAUGAUGGAUAGAAAGGAUUAA
Molecule: messenger RNA, 441 nt
Organism: Naegleria lovaniensis
Lineage: Eukaryota; Heterolobosea; Eutetramitea; Acrasida; Naegleriidae
Exons: 2
Coding region: 1-441 (146 amino acids)
Source: RefSeq, a predicted model, not a curated record